This is a messenger RNA of Bactrocera tryoni, 3949 nucleotides long. RefSeq names its product ubiquitin conjugation factor E4 A (gene Ube4A). The transcript has 4 exons. Bases 131 to 3157 code for a protein of 1008 amino acids. Gene Ontology annotation, biological process: protein polyubiquitination. The record is from RefSeq and is a predicted model, not a curated record. Gene Ontology annotation, molecular function: ubiquitin-ubiquitin ligase activity. NCBI's taxonomy places the organism in Eukaryota, Metazoa, Arthropoda, Insecta, Diptera, Tephritidae. Gene Ontology annotation, cellular component: cytoplasm; nucleus; ubiquitin ligase complex.
GCAAAGCAACCCCCACUGGUUUUGACAAUUCUUUGUCGUAGUGAAAUUAAAAAUUGUGAUUUUUAUUUUACAAACGAAAAGUGUUCUAUUUAAAGCUAAUUUUAAAUCAAAUAUACAUUUUUUGUUUGCAAUGGCUGCGGCGGAGUUGAAUCCCUUCGCCGCAUUACUUAACGAACCAAAAGAAGAAGAGGGCUUUAAACAAGACUUACUCGAGCGUAUUCUACUUUUCACAUUGCGUAAAGGUUCAGCGUCCAAUGCAGCAAGAAGCUUUCCACUAAUUUCUAUGACUGAUAUAGUUGUGGAUGCCGAUAAUGACGCAACCGUAAGCGAAGAACUAUUGGCUCAUGCUAUUUUUGAACGCUUAAUGCUUAGCGAUCCUGGAGAUUAUUUGGUUGAAUCUGGUGGUGGCGUUUGUGAUGAAGACGCUGUAGAAACGCGUGCAAUAUGUUAUCUACAUCGUGCAUUUAUUGCAUGCGAACAUGCAAAAGCGGAAUUACCUGAACAUUCUGAUGCUUGUGAAAAAAUACGAAACCUUAUACUAACAAAUGCCAGCACUUGUACACGUCAGCCAGAAUUAUUUAUAAAUCAGAAUUUACCUACACAGUGGUUAGAGGUGUUAGAACACUCUGAUCCAGCAGAUACAACAACUCAAGAAUUCUUUGUACAAACUGUCGUCAAAGUAAUGGCGGAAGAUGAUCAAAUCGAAGCGCUGGGCGCUUUAAAAGCUAUAUUUUAUCCAAUGCUGGCUGAAGUACAAAAACAAUUAGCAAACAUCAAUCUCAUAACUAUAAAGAAAAAUACGUUUUUGACACUUAGUUAUUUCGUACGCGACAAACGUGUACUACAAUUGGGUGAAGUGCUCAUCGAUUAUGUUACGCCCAAUCCAAAUGCCAAAGGUAGUGAGUAUAUGGAUACAUUGCUUGGUCAAUUACUUUGUCUAUCUAUUAUGCCCAAAAAAUCAAAUGGGCCAUUUGAGUUCUUUGCGGAAAUCAGUUUGGAGACACAACACUCUGAUCCAUCACUGUGGCAACUUAUGGCUAUUCAUCAAGAUGCAGUAUUUGCACUUAUCAAGCAAUUGCUAGUAUUGAGCACAACUACCAAAAAGAAGACACUGCAAUGGAUAUCCAAUUGCUUACAUGCAAAUAUAUCACGUGGCCAUUUGUGGAGCAAUAUUAAUUUGCCAUUUGAGCAAGUAAUAAAUCAAAAUGCUAGCGAUUCUUUUAUGAUUGGUCUGACAGCGGUUCUUCUACGACUUUGCGCUCCUCUAUGCGAGCCCUCAAUGAAAGUUUUAUUAGUCGAUCCAACAUAUUGUGCUGUUACCGAUGCUGACCGGCAAGCAAAACAAGUUAGUAUAUUAAAAGCUGCAGAAGAAACCUGUCUUUUGCCCAUUGAUGAGCAUGAAACACGAAUCGUGGCUGAGAAAUUUAAUUUUGUCACCGAAUUAUUUUACAUGACACACAAAGCAUUUGAGUUAGGCUAUCGGGCCUGUAUUGAACGUUACACACGCAUGACGCGCGAACUGCAUAGUUUACAAACAGCAUAUCAUGAUGUGGCACAAACAAAUCCAAACAACGAUUUAGCUAAAAAUUUAUUGCGUAUGUUGAAGGAACAAAUGCAGCAAUAUCUCUGCAUGCGUAACGGGCUAAUGGAACCCACAAAUGAUACGCAUAUACUAAAAUUUUUCGAAGCAACCACCAUUUGGCUAACGGAAAUCGCCCUAAUUACCGAAGAUGAGUUUAAAUCUGCCCUCGCGAAGCAAGACUUUGCACCGCAUACUCGUAAAGAACGUCAAAUACCCGAUAAAUGUGAAUUUAUACCGCCAUAUUUGAAGUCAGUACCCGAAAAUGUUAUUGACAAUGUAGUUGCUUAUCUAAGUUUUAGUCGCCAUUUUCCACCCGGUCAAUUCAUUGAGAUUUAUCAAUCAUCACAUGACGCGCUAUUCAAAAUGAUUGUUUUAUUUAUGGGUAGUGCAGAACUCGUUAAGAAUCCACAUUUGCGUGCUAAGCUUGCUGAAGCAUUGGAAUUUUUGUUACCUAAACAAAUUUCAGGCAGUAUGCGUAAUUCUUUCAUAACUCGUGUGUUCGAUAGUAAUAUGGAUCGAUUGAAGGUGGUGCGCAGUUUGUUGAAUGUAUUUGUUAGCAUCGAAAUGACUGGACAAUCGGUGCAAUUUGAGCAAAAAUUCAACUACCGUCGGCCAAUGUAUGCCAUUAUGGAGUACUUGUGGACAAAAGAGGACCAGGUCCAAUGUUUUAAAGAUUUGGCUAGGGAAGCAGAAGAAAAUAUGGAGGCUAUUGAACCGCCACUGUUUCUCCGAUUCAUUAAUUUACUUAUUAACGAUGCUAUAUUUUUGUUGGAUGAAUCGCUCUCCAAUUUGGAACAAAUACGACAACUACAAGAGGCGCAGAGUCGUGGUGAAUGGGAUGCACUAUCACAGAACGAUCGCCAACAGCAGUUAUCGAGUCUACAUCACUUAGGUCAGAUGGCUCGCAUCGACAAUAUUCUGGGCCGUGAUACGAUCAAUAUUCUCAAGUUGCUUACAACUGAGAUUAAAAGUAUUUUUUGUCACAAUAGCAUGGUCGAUCGAAUUGCUGCGAUGUUGAACUAUUUCCUCUUGAAUUUGGUCGGACCACAAAAGGAGCGUUUCAAGGUAAAAGAUAAGAAAGAAUUUGAAUUUGAUCCAGCUCAGACGGUGUUAGAAAUUUGUCGCAUCUACAUAAAUCUUAGUAGCAGCGAACAAUUUUGUUUGGCCAUUUCACAAGAUGGCCGCUCAUAUAGUUCGCAACUGUUCAACUAUGCCGAGAAUAUACUGAUACGCAUUGGUGGUGGGCAAUUAAUUGGCGAAAUAAGCGAUUUCGCCGCUAAAGUUCAACGUAUGGAGGUGCAAUAUCGCGAAGAACAAGAAUUCAUGGCUGACGCACCCGAAGAAUAUCUCGAUCCGAUUAUGUCUACGUUAAUGACAGAUCCGGUAAUACUGCCCAGCUCGAAAGUGACUGUAGAUCGUUCGACUAUAGCACGGCAUUUACUCAGUGAUCAAACAGAUCCCUUUAAUCGUGCGCCUCUGACAAUGGAUAAAGUGCAACCGAACAACGAACUGAAGCAGAAAAUCGAAGCGUGGAUGACGGAGAAACGUGCCAGCGGACGCGCCGCGAAAAGUUGAAGACGAUUGUGUUGCGUGAAAUAGCCAAAGAUGUUAAUAGUUGUAAGUGGCGCGUUUGUUCAUAGCCUUUUGUUUUUGUUUCGUUUCGUUUUAUUUUAGAAAGCGCAGGUAUGUUUGGCGUUGCGACUUUAGAUAUUCUCAUUUAUUAGUAUAUUAAUGAAUUCGUUAAAGCCUUCGAGUUUUGCCCAAAAAUAAUUUCACAUUCCACAAUUCCAUUCAAUUCACGCAGAAUUAAAAUUUUAAUCAAAAUUUUAAACCACAGAUGGAAAAUAAUUUGAGCUUGGGCUUGAAAUGGUGCUAGAUGGGAACCUUGCAAGUUUUCUUUUGUAUAUCCCUAUUUCAUUUAAUUUUAGUAAACAUAAAAUGUAUAAGUUUGGCAAUAAUCAAAUGUUAAAGUUUCGAACACUAUUUAGUCUGUUAUCUUUUUGUUUUUCUCAAAUUUGUUAUUAAAUUUAACAUUAAUUUACAGUACAAAAACUGUAAGUGAUGCCUUAAUUCGUCUAAGCUCCUAUACGCUUUGGUUCUGUUAAAAAUUUAAAUUAUGUUUGGUAAAUACAAUAUACUGAUUUAUUUAUGAAAAUAUGUCUCCAACACAGUAAAUGCAAUAGAAAACAUUUUAGUGUACCCAGAUAAACUGAUGCGGUCAACGGCGGUGGACAGGCCAAUUAUCCAAUGGAUGUUUUGCAAUAAUAUCGAUAAGCAUUUAUACCAAUUAUGUAUAAUAUGUAUGUAGAUGUAUAUUGAGUUCCACUAAAUUCGUAUUUUUGUUUGAAUAAAAUACAAAAAAUUCCA